Molecule: messenger RNA, 1410 nt
Organism: Stereum hirsutum FP-91666 SS1
Lineage: Eukaryota; Fungi; Basidiomycota; Agaricomycetes; Russulales; Stereaceae
Exons: 6
Coding region: 79-1203 (374 amino acids)
Biological process (GO): protein monoubiquitination; protein import into peroxisome matrix
Cellular component (GO): peroxisomal importomer complex; peroxisomal membrane
Molecular function (GO): zinc ion binding; ubiquitin-protein transferase activity; protein binding
Source: RefSeq, a predicted model, not a curated record
CAGUACUCCUAGGACUAUCCUCGCAUUCAAUCAGGUUCGAGCUUUGAACCACUUGCCGGGAGCGCCUUGACCCACAACAUGGAGUUUUUCAACGACAUCGUUGGGGGCGAAAACCCCCUCAAGCCGUCACUUUUCGAGCUCAUUGCUCAGGAACAGCUACGCGACCUGCUCCAACCUGCACUCAAAUAUGUCCUUUCUGUUUUUGCGCAAAGGUAUCCGAGAUAUCUACUCCGGAUAGUCAAUCGACAUGAAGAGUUCUACGCAUUGAUCAUGCUGUUCGUGGAACGGCAUUAUCUCAGGCAACAUAAUGCCUCCUUCUCCGAGAACUUUUAUGGCCUCAAACGCCGGCGCCGACCUUUGUUUGAGACCGAACGAGCUAAAGCAGCUGUAGGUGGUAUAUUUCCCGAGGAGAACCUACGAAGAAGGGAGGUAUGGUGCUCUCUACUCCUACUCGUAGGCCUGCCAUACAUUCGUGCCAAAGCGCAGGAUUACUUCGAGGACCUUGGCGGAGGGAUCGACUCAGAUCUCAUCGAUGAUGCGGGAGGAAGGCAAAUUCGUGCAUUGACAGAAGAGACCUGGCGAGGCCGAUGGAGGAGACUAUACAAGAAGCUUUACCCAUGGCUGAACAUGGGCUUCGAACACUGGCUUCUCAUUUACAACGUCGCAUAUUUGUUCGAAAAGACACCAUAUUACCGACCGUGGUUAUCCUGGAUAGGUGUCGACCUACGUCGACUAGGCAUCGACGACUAUCGCGCGGAGUCCCUCGCCGCUCAAAGAUCCUCGGCCACAACUCCUCCGAAAUCUCCCUUCGACACAUUACGCCACAUAUUUCGCAACUCUCCUCGCUUCCUCCUCGAUUCCCUCAAGCUUCUCCUUCCCACCACAAUCUUCUUCAUCAAAUUCCUCGAAUGGUGGUAUUCUCCCUCAUCCCCCGCCCGCUCGCUCACGCUCUCAUCUUCUCCGCUCGGUCCAUCCAUCCCGCCACCCGCCCUCCUUCGACCGCAUCCACAAGGACUGAAACUCGACGGACGGAAGUACGGCAAAUGCCCAAUUUGCGGGGAAGGGAUCAAGAAUGCCACGGCAUUGCCGAGCGGGUAUGUGUUCUGCUAUAGGUGCGCGUAUGAGGAGGUCGAGAAAAGCGGUAGGUGUCCGGUCACGCUGUUGCCGGCGAGGGUGUGGCAGCUGAGGAAGGUGCUUGUUUGACUUCGAUCCGCUCACUUCGCGGUUUGUUUCGCGGUAUACCACCUCUUGUGGCUUCGAGAUUUAUCGAGUCAACGUAUUCUUGUACUCUUACUCUGUUUGAUUUGUUCACCGUGUCCGUGCCCACGGUCUCUGUACUGUGACGGUCAGCAUGACACGACAAGGAGUGUUGACACACGCAAUACGGAUCAGAUAAUAUCUUGGUUCUGC